Nothobranchius furzeri (turquoise killifish) is the source of this 3069-nucleotide messenger RNA. Lineage: Eukaryota; Metazoa; Chordata; Actinopteri; Cyprinodontiformes; Nothobranchiidae. The record is from RefSeq and is a predicted model, not a curated record.
AACACUGCAGUUUGUUCAGGCGCUCAGUCGGAGCCGGUCACCCGUACACUCAGAGUUUUCCCCUCGCUCAGUCUGCCUCUGUGCUCAGCACUCGCUGCUCCUCGUCUCCUCAUCGCAUCUGUCUCUGACGUGAGGUGCCAUGCAUCCUUCUUUCCCAUCUUCCUCCUUUCUGCUUUUCCAUCACAUCAGGGUCCCUUUAUCAAACAGAUCUCUCUUGCUGCAAAGCCAGGGACCAUAAGCAACUGCUCUGGAACUUCCUAGAAGAAUUUAGAGACAGGACAAGGAUUUUUUUUUCUUCAUUGAAGGACACUCUGCUUUGCUGGGAUACAAAUCUGUGCAGGACCCCCGAUCUUCUUGUAGAUACAGAUCAAUCCUUCUCCAACUUGUUUUGGAGUCAGAGUUCAUCUAUCCAGCCACGUGCAUCCUUCUGGCAGGCGGCUCACUCUGUGCAGUCAGAUCAGCUCAGGAUCUUCAUCCCAGCUCUGCGUUCGUUGACCAAAACUGCACUGCUGAUUAUAUCCAUAUGUGACAGGUUGCAUGAGUUUGAGAUUCUUUACUCAAAAAGAAGGUGACUAAUCACACAACCGCAUCGCUAUCUCCUGUGAUUUCCAUAUGAGAUCCAGCAAGCGUAGGCAGGAUUGCCCUGGACUUCUCACGUUCAACUUUACGUAACAAAAACACAAUCCAAGUUCCACAGACAGAAAACACUGGCUCAGGUGUUUUAAGGACAUUAAGAAAGUCCUGUUUUAUUUUUUGGAGCAGCUAGUGACCUUAGAGCCAUGCAAGUGUCGUUUGCAUGUACAGACCACGGCCUGAAGGCCCCACGCAACGGGGAGCACAGCAAGCAGAACGCCACAAGCCCCAACACGACCAGCCAUGCCCGCGCCCGCUUCCGCACAGUGGCUCUGAUCGCCCGGAGCCUGGGCUCCUUCACCCACCGUUACCACCACAACCUUAAGGAGUCCACAGCCAAGCUUACCGGCAUGAAGUACCGGAACCUGGGCAAAUCUGGGCUGCGUGUCUCCUGCCUGGGUCUGGGAACGUGGGUAACAUUUGGAGGUCAGAUCUCUGAUGAGGUGGCAGAGCAGCUGAUGACCAUCGCCUAUGAGAGCGGGGUCAACCUGUUUGAUACGGCUGAAGUUUACUCCGGGGGAAAAGCUGAGAUAAUCCUGGGCAACAUCAUCAAGAAGAAGUGCUGGAGGAGAUCCAGUCUGGUGAUCACCACAAAACUCUACUGGGGAGGGAAAGCUGAAACAGAGCGAGGCCUAAACAGAAAACACAUUAUUGAAGGUUUAAAGGGUUCCCUCCAGAGGAUGCAGCUGGAGUACGUGGACGUCGUUUUUGCCAACCGGACAGACAGCAACACUCCCAUGGAGGAAAUAGUGAGAUCAAUGACUCAUGUAAUCAACCAAGGAAUGGCUAUGUACUGGGGAACAUCUCGCUGGUCUGCCAUGGAGAUCAUGGAAGCGUAUUCCGUGGCCCGGCAGUUUAAUCUGAUUCCUCCGGUGUGCGAACAGGCUGAAUAUCACUUCUUCCAGAGGGAAAAAGUAGAAACUCAGCUUCCAGAGAUAUACCACAAAAUCGGGGUUGGUGUGGUCUCUUGGUCUCCUUUGGCCUGUGGGAUUAUCACUGGAAAGUAUGAAAAUGGUAUCCCAGAAUCCUCCAGGGCCGCCAUGAAGCCCUACCAGUGGUUGAAGGAGAAGAUAACGAGUGAAGAAGGAAAAAAACAGCAAGCCAAGCUAAAAGAACUAACUCAUAUUGCAGAAAAGCUUGGCUGUACUUUGCCACAGUUAGCCAUAGCCUGGUGCUUGAGGCAUGAGGGAGUAAGCUCUGUGCUUCUGGGAGCCUCAAAUCCAAGCCAACUAACAGAAAACUUGGGAGCCAUUCAGGUCAUUCCAAAGAUCACAGCAGCAAUUGCUACAGAAGUGGACCAUAUACUUGGCAACCGUCCACACAGUAAAAGGGACUAUCACCAUUAGGAUGGACUCUUCCUAGUAAACUAUGCUCAAAAAGCUUGUCAAAGCUCACUCUUCACAGCCAUGGCACCAUAGGUGCGAUCCCAGAAAUGUUUGUGAGUGGAGGACUGCGUGACGCUUGGUUCAUUUAACUCAUUAAGGUGAAGUAAGCUACUUAAAGGAUGCAUGCUAUAGCCGUCAGCCGCCCGACUUAACAAAACCUGGAGGCUCAAUUGUGAUGAGUUCUUGUGGAGAAACCUCUUCCACAAAGUUCGCUGAAGAUGCUGAACCACAGAAUCUUUCACACAAAAUAUCAGUGUUCAAAUAACUUAUGUGAAAAUGGCUGUCAAUGCAUGUAAACAAAACUUUAGAGGAAAUUAUUCCCUGGAAGCAUCUCACCAUGCUAAUGACAGUACCAUCGGUCUAUAACAAAUGAAUGGUCUACAUUGAAACUGAUCAAAGAAUUAUAUUUAGUUUUAUGUCUGUGAUGUGUUUAAAAAAAUGGAAAUUAUGUUUUUGAACUAAAAUCCUGCUCACAUUGUUUUUGCUAAUAACAUGGAACUAUAGUUUAACACAGAGAUUCAGAUCAUUUCUAAUGACUGUUACAUAUAUUUUGGGCAAAUAUGUUAGAAUGAGUUUUCUGUUUCCUUAUGUAUUUUUUUUUAUUUGUUUUACUUAUGCAAUAGCGCUUCACAGUGUAUUUUCUACUGUGCCCCUUCAAUAUAUUUUCAUUUAAACCCUACCAGAUUUUCUGUCAGUGGGGAUUGUAUCUGAUUCAUUUCAUUCCAGUCUGUGCUGUGGACAAAACAAUGACUCAGUGAAGAUGGGGUAGAGGAUCCUCCUAUGGGAAGUGUGUGGAUGGCAAAUAGUGCCAUGCGGCUAAUGAGGAGAUUCAGCAAAGGAAUAAAGAUGCCAUAUGGACCCCUGCAGUAAUUGCACCUGGAACAUGCACAGUUUUCCCAACUUCUCCCAGAUGGCAGAUUUAUGUAAUGGGAUUAUCUUUGUUAUAUUCCAUUUGUUCAGACCUGUAUUUUGGUGUUGUUCGUCAGGUUUGCACAUGGAUAAUUUCAAAAGGCAUACUGUGCUAACAUUAAAUAAUUUACACAAUCAUAAA